AUGGCGCCUCGCUUGAUCGAGAAAGUGAGAUUCAGGGCUAGAAGACUGCUACAAGCCCCUCAAGAAUCCGCCUCGGCUUCGUCACCAACACCUUCGCCGACACCAUCUCGGUCUCCGUCCCAACCAACCACCCGACCGACAUCUCAGCCAACGUCUUCUUCUCUACCUACCUCGACGGAUUCCAAAACCUCGUCGCUGCCGAGCCUACAAGAGCGACUUUGGAAUGAGGCCUACGAUGCGCUCAAAGCGAACGAGCUCAAACUGGUCGGGGAGUACGAGAAGAUCCUAUCAGCCAAGCUGCACGAGAACGAUCCGAGCUCUGUUCCUCGCGAAUCAACAGACAAUGAGAUAGGAGAGACUCCGGGGACACGAUGCGGCCAAAUGCAACAGUUAGUGCAGGCUGGACUAGAUCGGACGCAGAAGCAAGCGUCCAUCAAGCGAGGCAUCGAUGAAGGCUUGCAAGCAAUACAAGCGGUGAGGGGAAUAAUGGACAACGCGGUAAAGGUCGCACCAGAAGCCGCCGUCGCCUGGGUCGGCGUCUGCCUUGGGCUAGAGAUCCUUUCGAACCCCAUCACCGAGGCUCGCGAAAACCGCAAAGGCAUCGCCUACGUCCUGUCAAGAAUGGAGUGGUACUGGAACUUAGUGUCCCUACUUCUCGACGAGAACAAGGCCGAGCAAUCUUCCGCGGGACUGCGAAUCCAACUGGAGAAGCACGUCGUUGGCGUCAUUGUAACGGAUCUGUUCAAGAACGAUGACUGGGCUGGCCAGCUCAACGAGAUCAAGGAAGCAGAGGCUGCCAUGCAAAGAGACAUGGAACAAUACAACACCGAAGAGAGCAAGACGCGACUCUGGAAACUCACCGAAACCGCUAGCGCUAUAGAGAUGAAGCUCCAAGACAUUCAUUCGGCCAUCAAAGGCGUACAUUCAGCCAUUGAAGCGCAAACGCAACACCAAGAGAAGAGACACCAAGACGAGGAGUCAAAGCAGUGUCUGAAAGACCUGCGCGAGACUGACCCUCGCGACGACAAGACGCGCAUCGAAGCUACAAAGGGCGGCCUGCUCAGGGACUCAUACCGCUGGAUCCUCGACCAUGACGACUUCCGGCGGUGGCGUGACGAUCCCCACAGCCAGCUGCUCUGGAUCAAAGGCGACCCUGGCAAAGGCAAGACGAUGUUGCUGUGCGGCAUCAUCGACGAGCUGGGGAAGGACCCCGACAGGCACCUGUCCUAUUUCUUCUGCCAGGCCACCGAGGCACGACUCAGUAAUGCGACGGCCGUGCUGCGCGGUCUGAUCUAUCUGCUCGUUGUCCAGCAGCCGUCGCUCAUCUCACAUGUUCGAGAGAAGCACGAUCAUGCGGGUAAGCAGCUUUUCGAGGACGGGAAUGCCUGGGAAGCCUUAUCCAAGAUUCUUGCAGCCAUGCUCAAUGACCCGAUUUUGGACGGUGCUAUCCUGGUUGUCGAUGCCCUCGACGAAUGCAAAACAAAUCGACAUCAGCUGCUCGACUUAAUCGCUAAGUCCUCUCGCGACAUUGAAGAGAAACUCGGCCGUACAAAGCAGAAGGUCAGGCUUCAGCUCGAGCUGAACCAAGACUCCAUCUCCAAGGCUGUCGAUACAUACAUUGGAUACAAGGUGGAUCAAUUGGCACGCGAGAAGAGAUACGACAAGGAAACAAGCCAGGCUGUCGAAAAUCACUUAGUCUCUAAUGCUGAUGGCACCUUUCUCUGGGUCGCCUUGGUCUGUCAAGAGCUUGCAGAUCCCAAGGUGGUCCGAAAACGGCAUACACUCUCCAAGUUGAAGCUAUUCCCAUCAGGACUUGAUCCACUCUACAAUCGAAUGAUGGAACAAAUCUCUGGUUCGAGUGAUGCAGAAAGUUGCAAGGAGAUACUGGCUAUCGCUUCAGUCGUAUACCGACCUAUCACAUUGGAGGAAUUAAAGGUUUUUAUUGAGUCGCUCGAGGAGGACGACUACGAUGACCUGCCACAAAUCAUUGAUUCCUGCGGUUCUUUCCUGACUCUUCGAGAAGGUGUCAUCUACUUUGUGCAUCAAUCAGCCAAAGACUUCCUGCACUAUGCCAUCUUCUCCAAGUCGCUGGAGGCUCUCUCGGAGACUCUCGAGCGUGACGUUUACGCACUGGGCGUCCCGGGAUUUCCCACCGAUCAGGUCUCGCCGCCCGACCCUGACCCAUUGGCUUCGAUAGGAUAUUCCUGCGUCUUCUGGGUAGACCAUCUCGACGCCUCGGAACCCCAGGUGAAAAUGAGUGACAAGGACCUACAGGACGCGGGGAUCGUCCAUGAGUUCCUUCGAAGGAAAUAUCUAUAUUGGUUAGAAUCUCUCGGUCUAUUACGUAGCUUGCCGGAGGGGGUUAUGGCAGUGCAGAAGCUCGAAGCUUUAGUAAAAACCAAGGAAGCGCGACAACUAACAGAAUUCCUUCGAGACGCGCGCCGCUUUGUUCUUUCUCACAAGCGGGCGAUCGAGAUUGCUCCAUUACAGGCCUACGCAUCAGCACUCGUGUUCAGUCCCACCCACAGCCUAAUCAGAGAGCUCUUCGAAAAAGAAGAGCCAAACUGGAUCACGUUAAAGCCGAGCAUGGAAUCAGACUGGAAUGCAUGCUUGCAGACGCUCGAGGGCCAUGGCCGUGGGGUGAGCUCGGUGGUGUUCUCGGCGGAUGGCCAGCGUCUCGCGUCGGCCUCGUACGACAAGACGGUCAAGAUCUGGGACGCGGCCACGGGCGCGUGUGUGCAGACGCUCGAGGGCCAUAAUAGUUCGGUGAGCUCGGUGGUGUUCUCGGCGGAUGGCCAGCGUCUCGCGUCGGCCUCGGGCGACAGCACGGUCAAGAUCUGGGACGCGGCCACGGGCGCGUGCGUGCAGACGCUCGAGGGCCAUGGCGAUUCGGUGAGGUCGGUGGUGUUCUCGGCGGAUGGCCAGCGUCUCGCGUCGGCCUCGGGCGACAGCACGGUCAAGAUCUGGGACGCGGCCACGGGCGCGUGCGUGCAGACGCUCGAGGGCCAUAAUAGUUUGGUGAGCUCGGUGGUGUUCUCGGCGGAUGGCCAGCGUCUCGCGUCGGCCUCGUACGACAAGACGGUCAAGAUCUGGGACGCGGCCACGGGCGCGUGCGUGCAGACGCUCGAGGGCCAUGGCGAUUGGGUGAGCUCGGUGGUGUUCUCGGCAGAUAGCCAGCGUCUCGCGUCGGGCUCGAUCGACAGCACGGUCAAGAUCUGGGACGCGGCCACGGGCGCGUGCGUGCAGACGCUCGAGGGCCAUGGCGAUUGGGUGAGCUCGGUGGUGUUCUCGGCAGAUGGCCAGCGUCUCGCGUCGGCCUCGGACGACAGCACGGUCAAGAUCUGGGACGCGGCCACGGGCGCGUGCGUGCAAACACUCGACGUUGGGAGAAUGUUAUGUCGCCUUUCAUUCGAUCCAACGACAAACUCUCUCCUCUCCACGGACAUUGGACUUCUAAACCUGGAUCACCCGGCUCUACAGCCUGCCAUUGAUGAUCAGUCGACUGCAAUAACCUUACGGGGUGUUCGCCAUUCUGGCUGGGGUAUAAGCACCGACGGUGUAUGGAUUGUUAAAGAUGGAAAGGAGAUGCUUUGGCUACCUCCGGACUAUCGAGAGGGGCAAUCCGCUGUUGUCGGAUCAACGGUCGCUAUCGGCUGUCUUUCAGGUCGUGUGCUGGUGAUGAAGUUCUCUUAG
Fusarium vanettenii 77-13-4 is the source of this 3693-nucleotide messenger RNA. RefSeq lists its product as uncharacterized. Bases 1 to 3693 code for a protein of 1230 amino acids. The record is from RefSeq and is a predicted model, not a curated record. Gene Ontology annotation, molecular function: protein binding. The transcript is spliced from 6 exons. Lineage: Eukaryota; Fungi; Ascomycota; Sordariomycetes; Hypocreales; Nectriaceae.